AUCCACUCCUCUUGCCUCCAUCACCCCAGGAACGAGGUGAGUCAGAAGCCUUUUCAUCACUGUAUCCUCCUCCAGGAUUUCUCUGUACAUACAAGUGCCUUCAUCCUCUGUUGGGUCUUGGGGAAGCAACUCGUGCUGCGAGAGAGAAGAGGGCAGCAGGUGCCUCUCCAGACACAAGACAUGUCCUGCUACGACCAGUGCCUGCCACGCCUGCAAUGCCGGCCCUGUGGCCCGACCCCACUGGCCAACAGCUGCAACGAGUCCUGCGUCAGGCAGUGCCAGGACUCCAACGUCUUCAUCCAGCCCUCUCCCGUGGUGGUGACCCUGCCCGGACCCAUCCUCAGCUCCUUCCCGCAGAACACCGCCGUGGGAUCCUCCACCUCCGCUGCCGUUGGCAGCAUCCUCAGCUCUGAGGGUGUGCCCAUCUCCUCUGGAGGCUUUGGAGGCUUUGGCCUCUCCGGCUUCGGCAGCCGCUUGUGCGGCAGGCGGUGCUUCCCCUGCUAAAGCUGCUGGCCGUGCUCCUGGAGGAUGACCUCCCGGGACCCACAAGUUGGUAGCGGCCCUGAGAGGGAGCACUGGGAUCUUCUUCUCAGAGCGACCAAGCUUAUACCAUCACCUCUUGCAAAAUGACGGGGCCAGCAUGGACUCUCAGAAUGCACUGCCCAUAUCUGCCUUUCCCCUCUUCCACUCUCUCCUUUUCCUCCUGAUGCCUUGUUUGUCACCUCUGCUCCUCUGGCCUGUCAAACCCAGACAGCCAGCCGAGGGAGGAGCUGAUGGCACUUCUCCCUCUGUGGAAGAAUGGCAGGUGGACCGCUGGGGGGAUAUCCACCAUGACCACGCAGUGAACACUCUGUCCCUGCUGCUUCCUGCUUUAUGUCCUCCCGUUGGAGCAACUUUCUUUCCCUCUUUUGCCUCAAUAAAAUUGUAGUGCAUCUCA
Gallus gallus (chicken) is the source of this 937-nucleotide messenger RNA. RefSeq lists its product as uncharacterized. Bases 181 to 504 code for a protein of 107 amino acids. Gene Ontology annotation, cellular component: intermediate filament. The record is from RefSeq and is a predicted model, not a curated record. Gene Ontology annotation, molecular function: structural constituent of cytoskeleton. NCBI's taxonomy places the organism in Eukaryota, Metazoa, Chordata, Aves, Galliformes, Phasianidae. The transcript has 2 exons.